AUGAAGGUUCUGGCUUGGAACUGCCGUGGUCUUAAUAACUCUGCGUCGCUUCAGGCGCUGAAGCUGUUGAUCCAACAACAGAAACCCUCGAUCAUUUUUCUUUCGGAGACGAAGGUGGAUGAUUGGAACUAUCUGAACGAUCUGCGACUGCAGAUUGGAUAUCUUAACUGUGAAGCAGUCUUCAGUGAAGGGCAGAGCGGAGGUGUGGCUCUGUUUUGGGGAGAUGAACUGGAUAACAGGUUCCGUUCUAAGAGUCGAAACCAUGUUGAUGUUGAGGUGCGUGAGACGGAUGGUUCCGGCAUUGCCUGGCGGUUAACUGGGCUAUACGGUCACCCUUCUACUGCUGAUCGUUACCGAACGUGGGAUUUGCUUCGUUCUUUAAGCGCUGAGUGUGCACUACCUUGGGUGGUGGUGGGAGAUAUGAAUGAGCUCCUUCAUGCCUAUGAGAAAGAAAGGGGGGCAGUGCGUAGGGAAGGCCAAAUGCAGCCCUUCCGGGAUUGCUUGUCGGAGUGUGAUCUCUAUGAUUUAGGAUUUCAAGGGCAGCCAUUCACAUGGAGUGGUCCAGGUAUGCGCAGCCGUCUAGAUAGAGCUGUAGCCACUGCAACAUGGAUGGAUGUGUUCACCGCAGCCAGGGUUGUGCAUUUGCCUCCAGUUCAUGGUGACCACAUUCCAAUUUUGUUAGGUGUUCAUCGUGGUAAUCUCCCCACUGUGGAACGUCGUCAAUUCCAGUUUCGGUUUGAGAGUUUCUGGACUUUGCAUGUUGAUUGUCAGGACGUGGUGCGUCAGGGUUGGGAGAUGACAGCAGAAGGUUUGCCUAUGCUUCAAGUCAAGAAGAAGCUAAUGCAAACUCGUUUCUCUCUAAAUCAGUGGCAGCGUGUCACAUUUAGGGCAAGGAGUCGUGAGUUUGGGUACAUAAGGGACAGAUUGCAGAUCCUUUAUCUGCCUAUGACUCAGGAUUCUAUGAAAGGAAUGGAAGAGGUUGUCUUGCGUUACUUCACUAGACUGUUUAAGGCAAAUGAUAUUAACUAUAUUCAUAUGCAGAGUGUGGUUGAAUUGGUGCAACCAAAGGUGACUGCGGAGAUGAAUGCUGAUUUGUGUGCUCCAUACUCGGCAGCUGAGAUAAAAACUGCUCUCUUUCAGAUGUAUCCUACGAAGGCCCCUGGUCCUGAUGGGAUGCCACCUUUAUUUUUUCAAAAAUAUUGGGAGAUUGUGGGAAGUGAUGUAGUGUCUGCUGUUCAACUCUUUUUGCAUACUGGUCAAUUUCUUGGUGAGAUUAACUAUACACAUAUUUGUUUAAUUCCAAAGGUAAAGGAUCCUGUUUCGGUAUCGGAUUUGAGGCCUAUAGCUUUGUGCAAUGUGUUGUACAAAAUAUGUUCUAAAGUGAUUGCUAACAGGCUUAAGAAAAUUUUGUCGCAUAUUAUCUCUCCAUUUCAGAGCGCUUUUAUUCCAGGCAGGUUGAUUACAGACAAUACUCUGGUGGCAAAUGAGGUGUCUCAUUUUAUCCAUAACUGUUACUCUAGCUCAGAGGGUGUUUUUUCUUUGAAGUUGGAUAUGAGCAAAGCAUAUGAUCGGAUGGAAUGGAGUUUUCUAGAAGCGGUGCUGUACAGAUUAGGCUUUGAUGAGAAUUGGAUUGGAGUUAUCAUGAAAUGUGUCACUACUGUGAGGUACUCUUUUUUGAUUAAUGGCCAACCAAGAGGUUAUCUAACUCCUACCAGAGGACUCCGGCAAGGGGACCCCUUGUCACCAUAUUUAUUUUUACUAUGUGCUGAGGUUUUCUCUGCUCUACUGGCACGUAAAGUUACUCAUGGUGAGCUACAGGGGAUCAAAAUUUGUGAGGGUGCUCCGAUAAUUCACCAUCUUCUCUUUGCUGAUGAUAGUCUUCUUUUUGGGAAGGCCACUCUAAGUGAAUAUCAGCAUAUACAAUCUGUUUUGAAUGCUUAUGAGUUGGCAUCUGGUCAACAGAUUAACUUUGCUAAGAGUAGCAUUGUGUUCAGCAAGAGAGUUCCUGAGGCUGAUAAGCUUUCUUUGGCAAGUUUUUUGGGUGUGGCCAUUGAAGUCAAGCAUGAGAAAUAUCUGGGACUUCCUACUUACUUGGGGAGGAAUUGGACUGAAACUUUUGCUUAUAUAAAAGAACGCUUGAGUAAGAAACUAGCUGGUUGGCAAGGUAAGCUCUUGAGUGGAGCUGGCAAAGAUUUGUUGGUUAGGGUGGUAGCGCAAGCUCUACCAUCCUAUGCUAUGAGUUGUUUUUUACUUCCAAAUAAUUUUUGUGAUGAUCUACAUCAAAUGUGCGCUAAGUUUUGGUGGGGCAGCAAACCUAAUGAAAGAAAAAUUCAUUGGAUGUCAUGGGAGCGUCUUUGUCGCUCCAAAGAGGAGGGUGGAAUGGGUUUCAGAGAUUUGCAUGCUCAUAAUUUAGCCUUGCUUGCCAAGCAAGGAUGGAGACUGAUUCGGUAUCCGGGUUCUUUGGUGAGUCGGUUAUUUAAAGCUCGUUAUUUUCCACACUCUUCUUUUUUAAAUGCUACUACACCUACUCAUGCUUCUGCUUGCUGGAGAGGAAUAUUUGCUGCUAAAUCAGUGUUACAAGCGGGUCUUAGAUGGCAGGUUGGAAACGGUACUUCCAUUCGGAUUUGGGAUGAUCCUUGGAUUCCAAGGCCGAAUUUGUUUCGUCCAAUAAGGUAUGGUCCCUCUCCUCUGGUGUUAGUUAGCGAUCUGAUGGUGGAUGGUCAUUGGAACAAAGAGCUUAUUUCUGAAAAUUUUCAUGCGGAUGAAGCUUUACUAAUUUGCUCCAUUCCGCUUAGUAGAAGCAUUGUUCCGGAUAGACUAAUUUGGCAUUUUGAUAUGAAUGGUCUGUUUACUACAAAGAGUGCAUAUAAAAUUGCCUUUGCUUCACUACAUCUGGUGCUCAUUAGUGGCUCUUCCUCUAAUUCCAAUCCGAGUCAUUGGAAGUUUAUUUGGGCAGCUCCUAUCCCUGGAAAGGUUAAGGUACAUGUUUGGAAAGUUUGUGCUUCUAUACUCCCAACUGCUUCUCAACUCAGAAGUAGAAGAGUCCCAGUUGAGGAUGGUUGUUUGUUCUGUAACUCGGAAGAGGAGACCCUAUCUCAUGUUAGUAGGGAGUGUUGUUUUACGCGUGAUGUCAUUGGGUUGGCACCAGAUUUGCUUCUGGUUUUGCAUACUCCACCUAGCUCUUUGCUAGAUUGGCUUGCUCUAUGUUAUACUCUAGUCACACCUCGUGCUUUUGCUUUUUUGCUGAUGUUGUUAUGGGGAGUGUGGAAAGAGAGAAACCAACGACUUUGGGUUGGGAAGGGAAGGACUGUGCAGCAGGUCUUUUGUCAUACUACUUCUAUAUUGCAUUCAUAUGUGGUAGCCAGACAUAGUGUGACACCUAGAUUGGGGAGGCAGGUUAAGCCGUGGAGUAUUACUCCUGCAGGUUGGCUUAAGGUGAAUAUCGAUGGUGCCUUUGAUCAAGGCACACGUCGGGGAGGGUUAGGGAUAGUAGUACGAGAUGCAGAUAGCACAGUGGUGGCAGGUGCUUGCGGUCAGUGUUCUGAUGUGUUGCAGCCACUAGUGGUGGAGGCCUUGGCAAGCAGAUUAGCUUGCAAGCUAGUGGAGGAAAAUUCUCUAGCUCCAGUUAUUUUUUAA
Rosa chinensis is the source of this 3636-nucleotide messenger RNA. RefSeq lists its product as uncharacterized. The coding region runs from base 1 to 3636 and encodes 1211 amino acids. The transcript is spliced from 2 exons. The record is from RefSeq and is a predicted model, not a curated record. Gene Ontology annotation, molecular function: nucleic acid binding; RNA-DNA hybrid ribonuclease activity. NCBI's taxonomy places the organism in Eukaryota, Viridiplantae, Streptophyta, Magnoliopsida, Rosales, Rosaceae.